AUGCUGAUUCAUCUCUUGUUGAUUAGAUUCGAGAAACUAGAAAGAAGAAGUAAAAUGGAGAUUUGCUCAAGAUUCAGAAAAGAAGUAUUCAGUUUAUAUUAUAGGAAAUCGCCAUAUCCAGAUCAAAAUGGCUCUUGUACUCAGCUUACAUAUGACAAAGAAACAGAUGACAAUAGAGCUCUCACAGAAUUAAACUAUAUGCGUUGGCUUGUUGGUUUUGAUACAAAAACUGUAAUAACAAAUGAAUAUGAUGAUCAUCUGAUUCAGUGUGCAAUAAACAACGUUGCAAAUGAAAAUUUAGAACAUUAUAUUGGAGGAAACGAUAACUGUUAUACAAAUAAAGCUGCAUCCGGGUGUGCAACUUCAAGUUUAUCGGCAUAUAGGGGUCGUGGUUACAAUGCAGCAAUUGCACUGCAACAUUUUAUCGAAGAUUCCGGAGAGGGGAAUGAAGAUGUAAUCCAUAGAAAAUGGGUGCUAUUUAGUGGACUUAAAAAGACUGCUUUUGGUGGAGCUUACAACUCAAAAGCGCCAAAAUAUUCUACUACUAUUGCAAUGAAAACGUUAUUUCGGCCUUAUGAGAUGGGAGAGAAAUUACUCUUUACGGCUUAUCCACCACCUGGGUAUUUCCCAGCACAAUUCGUGUAUAAUAGAUUCAGCUUUUGGGCACCUAACAUUCCUGAUAGAUCAUUUAUAAACAUAUCAGUUAAAAUCAACGAUGUUCCUCAAAAUAUAACAGAAAGGACUGAUUUUCUUCAAGGGGCUGGAGAUCAAGAUAAAGGUGUUGUAUUUUCUCUUUCGGAUUACGGUGUAAAUUCAUAUGAUUAUCCAUAUGAAACAAUUCUCAAUAAGAGGAUUGAUGUUAAAAUAUCAUAUGAUAAGACUGUCUUCGAUUAUACAAUAUAUCCGGUUGAUUGCAGUGUAGUUCCAGUUAGAACUUCAGUUCCUGACUCAGAUAGCUAUUACUCGAGCAAUGGUUCUAGUGAUUCAACGAAAAAGAAAGUUUCUAUUGGCGUUGGCGUUAGUUUAGCAAUUGUUUUAAUCAUUGUUGUUGCCUUUGUUUGUUACUUCAUUUUUUACAAGAAGAACAAUGACAACGGAGAAUCAAAUAAUGAUGAGAAUCAACUUGAAGAUGCUUAA
This is a messenger RNA of Trichomonas vaginalis G3, 1137 nucleotides long. Its product is annotated as DNA-directed 5'-3' RNA polymerase protein. The record is from RefSeq and is a predicted model, not a curated record. Bases 1 to 1137 code for a protein of 378 amino acids. The transcript has a single exon. Lineage: Eukaryota; Parabasalia; Trichomonadida; Trichomonadidae.